This is a messenger RNA of Plasmodium cynomolgi strain B, 654 nucleotides long. RefSeq lists its product as hypothetical. The coding region runs from base 1 to 654 and encodes 217 amino acids. Gene Ontology annotation, biological process: Golgi vesicle transport. Lineage: Eukaryota; Apicomplexa; Aconoidasida; Haemosporida; Plasmodiidae. The record is from RefSeq and is a predicted model, not a curated record. Gene Ontology annotation, cellular component: membrane. The transcript is spliced from 7 exons.
AUGGCACAAUUCCCUUUUAGCGAAGUGGAUGUCUCAGUGCAUAAGCUGCAAUGUCUAUACAACAACUGGAGUAGCAUCCCGGACAAGAAUUCAAUCUUGGCCAAGGAGAAAUACUCCCGGAUAAAGGAAGAAAUAAAAUAUCUUAACGAAGACUUAGAUGAUCUAGACAACUCCGUCAAUGUUGUGAAAAAAAAUUUAUUAAAAUUUAAUAUUAGCAAUGAGGAGUUGGAGAACCGAGCCAGUUCGCUGAAAAAUAUUCGAACCGUUCUGAACGAUAUUUCCAGCAACUUGACGUACAAGGUUUUAAACUACAGUGGAGACAUGAAGGGGGAAUACGACGCAGUUGUGCUCAAAAGGCAAGAUAACGAUUUGGACGAACUAGCCGAAUCAGCGGAGCGGCUGCACAACGCCGCCAUUACCAUCAAUACAGAGUUGAAGGAUCAACAAAAGUAUAAAAAGAGUGAAAAGGAAAUAUUUUCAGUUUGGCUGCUUGACGAGUUGGAAAACGAAAUGGAUUACUCAAAUGAAAAAAUGAACUUUGUGACGAAAAAAAUUGCAGAUUAUUUAAAGACAAAUAAUCCGAAAAUGCUAUCCCUAAUAGUCUACCUGACGCUUAUCUCAUUUUUUUUGUUAUUUGUCCUCGUGGUUUCCUGA